Molecule: messenger RNA, 2220 nt
Organism: Aureobasidium pullulans EXF-150
Lineage: Eukaryota; Fungi; Ascomycota; Dothideomycetes; Dothideales; Saccotheciaceae
Exons: 1
Coding region: 29-1990 (653 amino acids)
Source: RefSeq, a predicted model, not a curated record
CAGCACCCCGGCCAGUGCUUCAGCAUCUAUGACCGCAAGCUUUGAUGCCCAAGUCACUUCCACAAGCAGUGAAUUCUCGUCCUCUGCUUUCAGCACCAGUGCCUCUGACCUAGCCCAAUCGACCGAGUCAGCAUAUUCAACUUUGACCUCAUCUACAAGCAGCGGAUCAAGCUCUAUCGCUUCAAGCACUUCCGCGUCAGCAUCUGAUUCGUCCUCAAGUCUGAGUAACAAUGAUAACGCCUCGACCUCUACUAUUGAUCGCAAUGCAAACCACGUCUCUGUUCCGGCUUCUGGUUCCAACCAAGGUGGAUUGGCGGCUUCAGCCACAUCGAUCGACAAUUCCAUGGCAUCCAGCACCUCCAGUAUCUCUUCAAACAGUGCUUCCUCAGCGUCAGACAGUGCCUCGUACUCGGCUGGCAUGGCAAGCCCCACCUGGGCUCCCUCAACAUCAUCUGGUCAGAGCGUUUCUGCCUCUUCGAGCGUUGUCUUCGCCUCAUCCAGCAGCAUCCUUGCUUCUUCGGACAGCAUGUUCUCCUCCUCGAGCAGCGCUGUUGCUUCUUCGAGCAGUGUCUUUUCCUCGUCGAGCAGUGUCCUUCCUUUCUCGAGCAGCGUCUUGACUUCCUCUAGUAGCGUUCCUGCGUCCUCGAGUAGCGUACCUGUCACUUCGAGUAGCAUACCUGCCUCUUCGAGCAGUGUCUCUGCUUCAAGCAGUACCUCCGCGCCCUCGAGCAGUAUCUCACUAUCCUCGAGCAGUGUUUCGGCAUCUUCGAGCAGUGCUCAAGGCUUCCCGUCGAGUGUUAGUGCCUCAGCAGGGUCUUCCCCCUCCAGUAGUUCCGUUAGCUCUUCAGCCUUCUCAAGCAGUACCCUGAGCGCUUCAUCUCCGAGUGUCUCCGCAAGUCACAGCCAAUCUGUCAGCUCCGCUAGCUCAUCUAUCACCAGUAGUUCAGCAAGCGCAAGCUCGUCAUCAUCAAUCACGGCAAGCUAUAGCUCAUACAACUCUGUAUCGGCCGCUAUGUCUAUCAUUGAAGCCUCGAGUUACCAGCCAUUCUGCUCUACCUACCUCGGUUACAGCUCAUCGACCGCGACCGUCACUUCCACUAGCACUUACAACGAUGUGUCCACGACCACGACUACCACGACGUCUCUCGUUGCACAGACCAAGCAGUACAGAAAGCGUGAUGUUGAGCAGCCAAGCGGCACUUGCGACUGCGAGAAUCAUGAUCAUCAACCUAGAGCUACAAGCGAAAUCGCUUCUACAACCAUUCUUCGUCGUAGAAGCGGGUCCUACACCGAGAUGCCAACAACCCAGCUCCAGCGUCGUGCUACCUCUGCUAGCUCAGCCGUUUCGAACACUACUCCAACCCCUCUCAGAACAUUCUCAUCGACCGAUCUCAGCUCAGCAUGUAGUUCAGAGGUCACUUCUCCUGCAGUUUCCACAAGCACGAUUAUGAGGACUGUCACAGCAUCGAGCACAUCGACGGUAACGAAGACAGCAACCUCGACAACCGUCAUCUCUGUGGCCUCGAGCGCGCCAACUGGUGUAGUCGGUUACAUGUCCUUCAGAAAUCCCGUCAACACUGGCGGACAGUUCGCUUUGUCAGACCCUGCUACUCACAUGACGGACAACUACUAUGCCAACAGUACUCGCGAGACCUUCAUCGUGACAAACACCAGUCAGCUGUACUCCGUCACCAACAACGCCUAUUACUAUUAUCAGACUCCUGCUGGAAACGACAAGCUUUACUGGAGUACAAACAAUGCCACUGGUACUACCAAUUGGCUGCAGAACGCCACCACCUCAGAUGGAUAUACCCAACUUCUUAUGGUGGAUACUCGAUACACGGCUCGCACUUACUACAAGUUCUGCUUGAAGACAGUCGCAUCUGGCGAUGGUAACUCCGCUACCGGUCUGCACGUCUACUACUUCAACCAGACUGCGACGUUCCCUACCAACUGUGUUGGCACACAGCUCUGGUUCGCACCUUCUUAGUCGAAGUUCUAAGUUCGCUGCCUUUCGCUCAUUCUCUCAUUAUUACCUACACCAUUUCUCUAUGUUUAUCACACUUAUUGUCGCUAAAGACAAUCACGCCGGACGGGCAAAGACAUUUCGCAGGCUAUAUCUUGUGGAUCAAUGAUUCGAAUCUUUUUGUUUAAUUUUUAGUAUAUAGUUCAACUCCAACUAUAGCAUAGAAUCCAAAUCAAAGCAUAGUUAUUCCACCA